Molecule: messenger RNA, 2313 nt
Organism: Rotaria socialis
Lineage: Eukaryota; Metazoa; Rotifera; Eurotatoria; Philodinida; Philodinidae
Source: the annotation of a GenBank genome assembly
AUGGCUUCGCCUAAUAAAGGAUUUUCACCUCAGAAAUCGCUUGAAAUAAAGACGAAAUCAAUUGAAACAACACUUGUACCACUUGUUACACAAAUUUCAACCUUAGUUCAUUUUAAAGAAAAACCUCGAUGCUCAUCAACAACCAAUGAAAAAACUCUCUAUGCUAUCAAUCGUGUCGGAGAAGUAGUCAAUACGGCUGUUGAACGUUUUGUUUCAGUUGGAGAAUCGAUUGGCAAUGAAAAUCCUGAAAUAAAAUCUGAUUUAAUUGAUGCAUGUCGUGAAGCUCGAUCGGCUGGUGGAGCAAUCAAACGAAUAACUUGUGUUGAACAUGAUAGUUUAGGCAAACCAAUUUGUGUAACUGAUCGACAAAGCAUGGUACAAGCAGCUCGAGGUCUACUUACAGCAGUGACACGUGUUUUACUUCUUGCCGAUAUAGUUAUUGUUAAACAAAUCAUUUCUGUUAAGAAAAAAGUAACGUCAACAUUAAAUCGUCUUGAAGGUGUAAUAUCAUUUCCUGAAUUUGUUAAAUUAUUUGGAGUCUACGGUACACAAAUGAUUGAUUUAGCACAUCUUACUGGAGAUCGACAAAAUGAUCUGAAAGAUGAGCGUCGACGGUCUCAGCUUUCAGCAUCACGAACAAUUUUAGAGAAAUCUACAAUGCUGAUAUUAACAUCAUCUAAAACAUAUCUUCGUCAUAAUGAAUGUUUACAUGCACGGAAAUGCCGAGAUCUUGUCUAUGGUCAAGUUCGGCAUGCUCUUGAUAUUGUACAAUUGAUUGUGUAUGACUCAGGCUCAACAUCAUUAAAUAAUACGUCAACGCUCACACUUCUUCUUGCUAAGAAUGAAAUUAAUUUCGUUAAAUCUUUAAGACAAUUCGAAUACGCGAUUGAAAUGUUAAAUGUUUCAUCGACAUCAACAACAAAAGAACAACUUGAACAACUAUACAAUACAACGAUUGACAAUAGUCAAGAUUUUACUGAUUCAAUUUAUAUUAGCAUUGAACAACGUGAAAAAGUUCUUCAAUGUCAUAAAAAAUUACAAGAACAACUUGCAGAUAUCAUCAAACUUAUGUUCGAUGACCAAAAUGAUGUAUUUACUACAGCUAUUCAAACAAUUCAGGAAACUGCACGAGAAUUUCGACAACAACUUGAACAAAUGGCAAUCUUUCGUGCAUCGGAAUUUUUUCGUACGCACGAUGAAAAUAUUUUACUCAAUGAAUUAAAAUCAUAUUCAUUAUCAAAUAGAACUGAUUUAUUACAAGAAUCUAUCGAUCGAUUUCAUGAACAAGCUGAAAUCGCUAUUGAAUUGAGCAAACUGUUAAGACAUAUUAGUUCAUGUGAUCAAUUGCAAGUAUCAAGCGAAUAUCAUGACAUGAUUUUUCAGAAUUUAUCUAAUAUGAUCGUAUCGUCAUCUCAAUCACUUGCAGCACAUCCAAAUAGUCGAGUGGGAAAAGAAAAUUUGGAUGCUCUGUGUCGCUGUUGGGAAGAACAAAUCAAUGAUUUUUCAAUUCUUGUUAAAGAAAUUCAAGAUUUUAUUGAAGGUCGGCGAGAAAAAACUGUUUAUUUAUCAUUGCCAAGACCUGGCAAACAUGGAACAACAUCAAAAUCUGGUUGUAAACCAACAAAACUCGAUUCUGAUGAACAAGCUAAAAUAGCUAAAGUCGGCCUUGAAAUGAAAUUAGUUACAUCGGAAAUGGAUGCGGAAGCUGAAAAAUGGGAUGAACCACAAAAUGAAAUAGCCAAACGCGCGAAAAACAUGUCGUCCAUGGCAUUUUCCAUGUAUUUAUUUACGCGAGGCGAAGGAACAUUACGUACAACUCAAGAUUUAUUUACGCAAGCUUACUAUUUCGUUGAAGAAGGUUCUCGUUUAGCUUCGAUUGUUCGAGAAUUUGCCAAUCAAAUACCAAAUAAAACUACACGACAAGAAAUCCUACUACAAUUAGAUCAAAUACCGUUAAUGUGUCAUCAAUUAAAAUUAAAAUUAAAAAAUCCUGUUCUAGGAAAAAGUUCAACAUUUUCAAAAGUUGAUGCGGCCAUAUCUGAAACUAGAGAUUUGAUGAAUGCAGUCACACGUUUAUGCACUACUGUUUUUGCUUGUCAGUCAAAGUAUAAAAUAAUUGAUUCACGUCCGACUCCACCAUCAAACAACAUAGCCUAUUCUCGGCCUCCAUUGUCAUCAUCAAAACGAUCGUUACUCUAUCGUACAACAUCGAUUGAACAUGAUGAUCGUAUAGAAACAGCUUCUGAACGUUCGUUACGAUCAUCAUCUUUACAACGUCCGUCAAGUUAUUUACCAGCACUAGAUCAUAUUUAA